AUGACCGGACAGACUGAUGCAGACAUACCUGAAACAGGAGCCAUCUUCACAUUUGGAAAGAGCAGCUUUGCAGACAAUGUGCCCAGUAAAUUCUGGUUGAAGAACGACCAUCCAGUGCAUAUAUCCUGUGGUGGGGCGCACACUGCUGUCAUCACAGACAAUGGGAGGAUCCUCAUGUUUGGUGCCAACACCUGCGGCCAACUGGGACUGGGAUUUAAAAGUGCAGCCAGUAAACCUGCCUCGGUGAAAGCCUUUAAGUCUGAGACGGUGAAGCUUGUAGCUUGUGGGAGAGAUCACACAAUUGUCUUCACAUGGCAGGGUUGUGUGUACAGUGCUGGCAGUAACCAGGAGGGGCAGCUCGGUUUGGGUCACUGCAGCAACACGACAUCCUUCGCUCUGCUGCCUCCCUUCUGCGACCAUGCACCCGUCAGGAUGCUCUCUGCAGGGGGCAGCACCUCAGCUGCCUUAACAGAGGACGGCAGGCUGUUCAUGUGGGGAGACAACUCCGUGGGUCAGCUUGGUUUAGGGGACGAGGGAUCCGCAGCAGAGCCCAGAGAGGUGGAUGUUGGAGAGGCGGUGGUGUGGGUCUCCUGUGGAUACCACCACUCAGCAUUUGUCACAGUGGCUGGAGGUCUUUACACGUUUGGUGAAAGUAUGAAUGGACGUCUUGGUCUCCAGACAGAGCAGCUUGCCAAUCACAGAGUCCCCCAGAGGGUGCAAGGGAUUCUGGGUCAUGUCAUCCAGGUGUCCUGUGGAGGGGAGCACACUGCAGCACUCACUGAGGAGCAUGUGUACACGUUCGGCAGGGGUCAGUACGGUCAGCUGGGCCAUGGAACGUUUCUGUUUGAGGUCGAUUUUCCAAAACCACUGAAGCACUUUUCUAACGACAGCAUCAGACAUGUCUCCUGUGGAGAGAACCACACUGCUGUGAUCACUGAGAACGGGCUGCUCUAUACAUUUGGGGACAGUCGUCAUGGAAAACUGGGCUCAGGGGAGGAGAACUUCACCAACCAGUUCAGCCCAACACUUUGUAGACGUUUUCUGAAAUACAACGUUCAGUUAGUGUCCUGCGGUUGUAACCACAUGCUGGUACUGGCUGCACCCAGACCACCAGAGAGCCAGGAGGGGGUGCCAGAGACGAACGUCACCAUCAAUGACAACUUGUUGCGUUUAGAAAUGCUCCUGUUCGACACUUGGACGGAUCCAACUCCACUGGUCCCAAAGUCUGCCCUCGCUGCUCGAGCUCGCCACAGAGAGAAAGAGAGCUCAUUGGAUCUGUUUGGAGAAAUGUUCCAGAACCUCCCACGUUUGAACUCCGACUUCCUCAACGCCUCAUGGCAAACAUCCAGAAACGUCUUUACCCGCACAACACGUUCAAAGGAUGUGACCACCCCUUCAUCACCCCCCAAACCCCUGUCGGACACACCACCAAGCCCACCACUCUCACCCGCACCUCUGUCAGAAUCUCAAGACCACGAAGAGGAGGAGGAUGAAGAUCAGAAAACCUCAAAGGUAACCUCCAGAGUAGAUGUAGGAGAAGAUGAUGAGAGUAAAAAGGAAGAAACUGAAGAUGAGGAAGAAGAGGGACAGAGUGUAAGCAAUGUGGAUGACAAAGAGGAGGAAGAGGAGGAGGAUAGAGGAAAUAGUAGCUGUGACAAAAAGGAUGAAGAAGAGAGUGUUUCUGGAGAGGGUGAGCCAGAGGGAGAUGAUGAAUCAAAGGAAGAAGAGGGUGAGGAGGAAACAAACUCUAGCAGUGAGGAAAAGGAAAAAGGGACUGAGAUGAACAAUAGUAUGGAGAUUGAAGAGGAGGAAGAAGGAGAAGAGGAAGAAAGCAGUGAAGCGAUGGGUGAAGGUGGAAGUGAGUCUGAAGCAGUUGAAGAAGAGGAGGAGGGAAGUGAACACUCCAAUGAAGAAGAAGGGGAAGAGGAUGAAAGUGAGGUGAGUGAGGACGAAGAAGAUGAAAGUGGUGAAGAGUCGGUGAGCACAAUUGACAGCAAGAGUGAAGAGGAAGAAGAGGGUGAAACUGAGGAGCAAAAAGAUGAUCAAGAUUCCACAGAAAGUGAGGAUGAGGAGAAAGACUCAGAAGAUGAAGAGUCAGAUGAGAGCAUAGGAGAUAGGAAAGAUGAUGAGAACAAGGAUGAAGAAGAGGAGCUGUCAGAUGAGGGGGGAAGUGGUGGGGGUGAGGAAGGGGAUGAGGAAGAAGAUGGGGAAGAAGAAGAGAAUGAAACAAUGGUUAAACUGACAGAGACAAGACCCACAAAUCUGAGACAGGAACAAGGUAAACAUAAGAUUGAGGAUGAAGGGGCAGAAGAAGCGGGUGAGGAAGAAAAGGAGGAAGAAGAAGAGGGUUUGUAUAGAGGAAAGGUUGCAAAGGUGGCUGAGGACGAACAUGAGAGUGAGGAGGAGGAAGGAGAAGAUGAGGAAGAGGAGGAGGAAGGAGAAGAGGGUCGGGAAAGAGGAAAGGUUGCAAAAGUGGCCAAUGAAGAACAUGAGAGUGAAGAAGAGGAAGAGGAGGAGGAAGGAGAAGAUGAGGAAGAAGAGGGGGAAGGAGAAGAGGGUCUGGAAAGAGGGGAGGCUGCAAAGGUGACUGAGGACAACCAUGAGAGUGAGGAGGAGGAAGAGGAGGAGGAAGAAGAGGAGGAAGGGGAAGAGGGUCGGGAAAGAGGAAAGGUUGCAAAGGUGGCUGAGGAAGAAAAUGAAAGUGAGGAUGAGGAGGAGGAAGGAGACGAUGAGGAAGAGGAGGAGGAAGGAGAAGAGGAGAAAGGAGAAGAGGAUCGGGAAAGAGGAGAGGUGUCAAAGGUGACCAAGGAAGAAAAUGAGAGUGAGGAGGAGGAAGAGGAGGAGGAAGGAGAAAAGGAAGAGGAGGAGGAAGGAGAAGAGGAGAAAGGACAAGAGGGUCGGGAAAGAGGAGAGGUUUCAAAGGUGACCAAGGAAGAAAAUGAGAGUGAGGAGGAGGAAGUGGAGGUGGAAGAAGAAGAAGAAGAAGAAGAAGAAGAAGAAGAAGAAGAAGAAGAAGAAGAAGAAGAAGAAGAAGAAGAAGAAGAAGAGGAUGAAGAAGAAGAAGAAGAAGAAGAAGAAGAAGAAGAAGAAGAAGAAGAAAAGAAAAAGACCCAGACAAAAAGACAGGACACACAGAAGUUGCCUCCCGACAGAAAAGAGAAGCAGCAAAGAGAAAAAUCAGAACCAGCUCGGAGGACAAGGCAGAGAACUGCAGGAGAGAAGAACCCAGAGGAGAAGCAGUUCUGGAACAAUGUUCUACCACAGUAUCUGGACCUGCAGUGA
This is a messenger RNA of Platichthys flesus (European flounder), 3282 nucleotides long. Its product is annotated as X-linked retinitis pigmentosa GTPase regulator-like. The transcript has 13 exons. NCBI's taxonomy places the organism in Eukaryota, Metazoa, Chordata, Actinopteri, Pleuronectiformes, Pleuronectidae. Bases 1 to 3282 code for a protein of 1093 amino acids. The record is from RefSeq and is a predicted model, not a curated record.